AUGGCUCUUCCCAAGCGCAUCGUCAAGGAGACGGAACGUCUCAUGGCAGAGCCUGUCCCUGGAAUUAGCGCCGUCCCCCACGAGGAUAAUCUGCGCUAUUUCGACGUCGAGAUCCAUGGCCCAACCCAGUCACCAUACGAAGGCGGCAUCUUCAAGCUUGAGCUCUUUCUCCCUGAUGACUACCCCAUGACUCCCCCCAAGAUCCGCUUCCUCACCAAGAUCUUCCACCCCAAUGUUGACAAGCUGGGCCGUAUCUGCUUGGAUGUCCUGAAGAAUAAUUGGUCUCCUGCUCUACAAAUCCGGACGAUCCUCCUCUCCAUCCAGGCCUUGCUCGGCGCACCGAACCCCGACGACCCUCUCGCCGCAGACGUAGCUAAGAGCUGGAAAGAAGACGAACAGGCAGCAAUUGCGACGGCCAAGGAAUGGACCAAGAAGUAUGCACAGUCAUAG
Molecule: messenger RNA, 450 nt
Organism: Metarhizium brunneum ARSEF 3297
Lineage: Eukaryota; Fungi; Ascomycota; Sordariomycetes; Hypocreales; Clavicipitaceae
Gene: UBC35
Product: Ubiquitin-conjugating enzyme E2 35
Source: RefSeq, a predicted model, not a curated record